Messenger RNA from Paramuricea clavata, 8860 nucleotides. NCBI's taxonomy places the organism in Eukaryota, Metazoa, Cnidaria, Anthozoa, Malacalcyonacea, Plexauridae. The record is from the annotation of a GenBank genome assembly.
AACACAAUGACUGGUGCGUCAAAACCACAUCACCCACAAGAAGAAGCGAAUUUCAUAUCCAGGCUCAUAUUUUGGUGGAUUUUCCCGCUACUAUGGAAAGGCGCCCGCAAUCCACUGACUCACGAAGAUCUUUACCUGCUCAGGAAGGCGGAAACAUCCGGUCAGCGGACUGACCUUUUGGAAGAAAAAUGGCGCGAAGAAAUACUAUCUGCGCGGAGUCUGAGCAAAGAGCCCAAACUUUGGCGGGCAAUAUUUAGAUAUUACACAUUUCAGGAAUAUUGGUAUUUUGUACCCUCUGGUCUGGCGUAUCUCUUGGGCGAUAAUAUAGUUUGGUUUGCAGCUAUCAACCUAUUGCGUCAGCUCACUAGUUUCCAUGAUGAGUCACGUGGUGAAUAUUUCAUUUAUAUCUACGGCAUAGCGAUCGGAUCUUUGAUGAAGCUGAUUGGUCAAAAUCAUUUGCAUUUGCAUGGUGCUGUCCUUGGAGUGCGGGCUCGUGCUGCCAUCUUGGGGUUGUUGUAUAGAAAGGUAAGGUUCACUUAACCUAGUCCCAGGCCUUCUCGCGGCCAAGCCCACUGAUCUGCCGGGCCGGGUUCGAUUCUCUUGUUGCCCACUCGUGUGAAAAGUAUUAAUAGUAUAAACAACGUUUUAAGAAAGUAAUAUCACAAUUGACUUGUUGUAAAGAUAAAAUAGUCUUGGAUAGGUAUGUAAUUAGGUAAGCGUAAUACUUGAUGUAAAAGGGCAUUUACGCUAUAGAAAUGUUAAUCUCAAUCUCACAUGUGAAAAUAAUGUAGUGUUCCCUUAGUAUUCGCGUUAUCCUGUAAACUUUUUCAGAUCGACUAUACAUAUCUUUUCAGAUUUUGCGCCUGAGUAAGAUAUCCUUGGACAGCGGUCAUGUGAUGGAAUUAGUAUGCAAUGAUUCUCAGAGAAUAAUUUUCACAAGUGCUGAAUGGUUUAUUCCUUACGCUAUUCGACAUGCCCUGUACAGCGCAUGCGUAAUAGCAUGGUUGCUGUACUUCAUCGGUUGGCAAAUUAUCCCCGGUGCCUUGUUCCUAUUGGCUCUCGGGGUAGUACGUGGGUUGCUGAACAAAUUCGACUAUAAACUACGUAAUUGUGCUUCGCAAUUGUCGGACGAACGACUUGGGGUGAUUCGAGAGACACUGACCUUAAUACAUUCUUUGAAACUGAACUGUUGGGAAAACAUUUAUGAAGAGAAAAUACGGCAGACUCGGUGGUAAGCGUAAAUGUUUUUGUAUUCAGAACUGAUGGUGGCAGUGGUUACUGCCUGUAUUUUACAUCCUUGUGACGGGACAGUAGACAGCCAUCUGAUUCAAUUCUUAAUAAGAGGGGACUGCAUACCUCCGCAAGCAAAUUAAGUUACAGGCAUAAUUAAUGGACUAAUUAUGCAUUAUUCAGGUUACUCUGCCUGAGAAAGCAAGACAAACUGUUCAACCAAAAUUUAAUCGAUCCUUGGAUUAUUUCUAUUAACCUCACAAAUUUUUGUAUUAAAGCGUUGGAUAUUCAGUUUUGAGUUUCGCGCUGACAAACACAAACACACACAAACCUAGUUGCACGCGAGGGGAGCGCUUAUUACAGUUUCCUCCUGCAGUAACACUUCAUCGAUAGAGGAAUAGCAUUUAUAGGGAUUCAGUUUUGGUUCAGCCAAACACCGCAGAUUUACCUCUGGUGAUUCUCCCUGUAGUAACACUGAACCAAUAACAAAUGGAAUAUGAACAAUACUGAACCUCCGGAAAGAAUAGUUAGACAAAACCGGCCGAACUAUCCAGCAUAAAUAAGGUUAGAUUAGUUUAUGUUUCCUCCUGUAGUAACACUGGAUCAAUAAGAGGAUCCUUACUGGACCUCUAGAGAGAAAAGUCUAGAACUUAUCAGUAGAGCUAUCCAGCAUAAAUAAAGCAUUAUCCAGUAUAAAAAUAUAUUUAUUAAAGUUUAAAAACAUUUUUUCCCUCUAGGAAAGAGAUCAAAUUCAAAGCCAAGCGUUGGAUCAUAAUGCUGACAUGCUACUCAUUUAUUUCAUGUGGACAACACUUAGGCACAUUCAUUACAGUCUUGGUUUUAACUCUCACACAAAAGGAAAACAUUCCCAACCUCAAUUUUUUCGCAAUAAUCGCGCUAUUUCGCGAACUGAGCGAAAUGCUAUGCCUGUGCCUUCCCACUUCGAUUCGUUACAUUACCGACGUUCGUGCUGCCUUGCAACGCAUGCAAGCAUUUCUACAAAGAACCGAGUAUUUUAAUAUUGAAUAUGAUCCGAAAAUCACGACUCAAUUCAAUAUUAAAAAUAUUCCUACUGGGACAGUCAGUAAAGACUCUGCCAAGAUUCCAUUGUUACGCUCAGAAACCUAUACAUGCACACAAGAAAACAUUUUGCCCAAAAAAUCAUUAGCUGCAAAUCAAAAGCACGAGCCACCAUAUCUUAUCUUACAUGACGUGACCUGCAAAAUUCCCCAACGAAUUUUGCCCCAGUCUCCCGAAUCAAACCGCGCGAAAAUAUUGAAUGACGUCACGCUUAACGUAGCUACUGCAGGAUUGGUGCUAGUCUGCGGUUCAGUGGGCAGCGGUAAGUCGUCGCUUUUGGCAACCGUUCUCGGCGGAGAGCUCCUGGUAACGAACGGCUUCGUGAAGUACUCGGGAACUCUCGGUUAUGUUUCGGACACCCCUUGGGUUUGCCCCGGAACUAUUCGUGAGAAUAUAUUAUUUGGCUUGCCUUACGAAGAAAAAUUGUAUGCUGAAAUAAUCCGAGCUUGUCAACUGGAAAAGGAUUUCAAAACAUUUCCCCAGCAGGAUUUAGCUCUUAUCGGAGAACACGGUGCGACAGUAAGUGGUGGUCAGCGGACACGUAUCGCCCUGGCACGCGCAAUAUACUCACAGGCCGAUAUAUAUUUACUGGAUGAUCCGCUGAGCUCGUUAGAUGCAAAAGUCGCGGAAAAUGUGUUUCGGUGAGUAGGUUUGGACGGGACAGUAGAGAGGUUGAGAUUUGACUUCCAGUCAUCCGCUACCUCUCACUGGCUUAGUACGCAUCUGAUUGGUUAAUCGGAUAUAUCAAAUGCAUCUGAUUGGUUAAUCGGAUAUAUCAGACGCAUCUGAUUGGUUAAUUGUCCCUUAAUGGUAGCGGUAGUGGAAGUCAAAUCUGAACCUCGUUGGUGUAUCAAGAAAGUCCACCCAUGCUUGCAUAAAUCUGUCUCUGGACUGCCCCCAAACGAAUCUAGAUCUGAAGCACAGUCCAAAAUUUUUUUUUCACAGGCAGUGUAUCAAGGGAUUACUAGCAGAUCGGAUUGUUCUUCUGACAACACAUGAUACCCGAUAUUAUCACGAAGCCGAUCAUAUCGUUCAUUUAAAAGGCGGGAAAAUCGAAGAACUCAAAGCUGAACUCACAUUGGCUGAACCAGAGUUGGAUCAACGGAACGGAACGCCUGACGGGGGAGACCACGACGUGUGGGGUGACCCCAGUGAACCGGGGGAAGCGGAGACGUUGAACCUUGAAGAAGAAGAGCGUGAAACUGGGAGAGUGGCAUUCAAAGUUUACAAGGAAUAUUUCUUGUACGGAGCCUCGGCAAUUGUUUUAUUUAUUAUUGCUUUGCUAUUCUUUUCCGGUCAAGGUAAAGAAAUAUUAGAGACCUUAAGAUUGACGUUUACGGCAAACAUCAAACCGCUAGCGCAGUUUUUGAUUUUACAACUCUAUUAUUAUAGCUUUUACACCAGUUUUGAAAUAUGUUAGACUUAUUAAACUUGUGCUCUUUAGCAAUGAUUUAAGAAAGCAAAUUAACCACAAAUCAUGCCAUUCACCAAAGCAGUACAUUAAGAUUUGGCGUUUGAAGUUGACGUUUGGCGUAUAAAUUUCAUGCUUUAACGACUACAAGCCCUCGUAGCAGUUCAAGCAUGAAAUUUAUACGCCAAACGCCAACUUCAAACGCCAAAUCUUAGUUUACUCCUUUGGUGAAUGGCAUGACUAGUGGUUAAUUUGCUUUCUUAAAUCAUUGCUAAAGAGCACAAGUUUAAUAAGUUUAACAUAUUUCAAAACUGGUGUAAAAGCUAUUAUAAUAGAGUUGUAAAAUCAUAAACCUCUCUAGCGGUUUGACGUUUGCCGUAAACGUCAAUCUUAAGGUCUCUAAUGAUACAGUUGAAUCUCUCUAAAACUCCGUAAAGACGAGCAUUAAGUUUUCCAUGACAAGUUUACCUUCUCAUGCGUACGGUCAACCAGUUUUCCUUGACAACUUUUCCUUGACAAAUUUCCCUUGACAAAUUUCCUAGACAAAUUUCCCUGACAAGUUUUCCCUGACAACUUUUCCUUGACAAGUUUUCCCUGACAACUUUUCCUUGACAAGUUUUCCCUGACAACUUUUCCCUGACAAAUUUUCCUUGACAAAUUGUCCUUGACAAAUUUUCCUUGACAACUUUUCCUUGACAACUUUUCCUUGACAACUUUUCCUUGACAAAUUUUCCUUGACAAAUUUCCCUGACAAGUUUUCCCUGACAACUUUUCCUUGACAACUUUUCCUUGACAAAUUUCCCUUACAAGUUUUCCCUGACAACUUUUCCCUGACAACUUUUCCUUGACAACUUUUCCCUGACAACUUUUCCGUGACAACUUUUCCUUGACAACUUUUCUUUGACAAAUUUCCUUGACAAAUUUCCCUGACAAGUUUUCCCUGACAACUUUUCCUUGACAAAUUUCCUUGACAAAGUUCCCUGACAAGUUUUCCCUGACAACUUUUCCUUGACAACUUUUCCCUGACAACUUUUCCUUGACAAAUUUUGUUGCUUGUGUGCACGGAAUUUACACUUGCAAUUUUUGCUGCGAUUUCUUCUUCUGAUGAAUGUGAACGAGUGAGUGAAUGUUCAGAUGACGUAACCGUGGAUGAGGGUACAUAUACUCAGAGCAAAAAUUGCGAGUGUAAACGGGCCUUUAAAUAUGUAUCUCAUGCCAAGGCUGUCUUUUCUUGUACACUUGUCAAGCUUUCCUUGGCAGCCGUACACACGAACAAAUUUUCCUUGCCCAAAUGAUGACAUGACUAGCUUUGGAACAAGGCUCCCUUGGCAAGGAAAAUUGUCAAUUUUUUGCUACGCACGCACGAGCAAAUAAAACUUGUGAAGGAAAAAACUUUAAAGCACUAAAUCUUGAAUUCUUCUGUAUAGGUUUCAUAGUUCUAGUGGAUAUUAAAGCUUCCCGUUUACCGGUGUUAGCUGGCCAAGGCGAGGAGAGUUUCAACCACGCAAUACUAGUGUACACGUUAUGUCUGUUUGCUGGGGUAGUAUUAGUGGUUCUGGGUACGCUGUCGAUAUUCCUGGUCUUGAUGAAUGCUGCUUACAAGGUAUAGCAGAAAGCGUUAACGUUAUAACCAUUGUGAUGUUAACACAUAGGUGGGCAAAUCACCUUUACUUGCAGCUGAGGACUAAGCUGAAUUACAAAGGACGCAGCUCAACCUGAUCGAGUAUAUACAAGGUUGCCUCUGGCUGGCAUGGUAUGACUCAUGUGUGAUCACAGCUAAGGGGCUGUUUAUAUGGUCCCGCUUACCCUGGAUUCAAUAAGUAUCUCAAACUCAUUAAUAAUUCAUGAGCAAAUUAGCGAAUGAACUCACCCUAAUUCGUCACAUGAUUGAGGUUGGAUACCGCAAGGAAACACGCUAAAAAUCAUAUACCAUCACUGUUGUUAGAUGAAAAACGGUUUUCAUCUAAUAACUGAGAUCCUAAUUACAAAUUCAAGUCAAAACACAACAAUAUACUAUAAUAAUAUAUAUAAGCCAAUGAAAUGUUUUCGUUUGAGAUGUUGUCUAAACAACUCGUUUCUCGUGUUUCAUCAGGGGACCAAACACUCGAAAACAAUAAAACACUCGCGCUUCGCGCUCGUGUUUCAUACAGUUUUCUCGUGUUUGGAUCCCCUGAUGAAACACUCAAACUCGUUGUUUACAUAUAACGUGAAGUAUUUUGAGCAAUUGAAAUACGUUUUUCAGCCCUAAACAAAAGUUAGAUAACUUUAAAUAUUGUUUAAACGAAAUUAGGAACGCGCUGGAAGUUAUGUAGAUUAAUAACAUUCAACAACAUUUGUUUUUUGUCUAAAACAUGGAAUUUCAUACAAUUUGUAACAAGCAAUUUUGUUUGCGACUUAUUUAAAUUGCUCAAAUUACGUCACACUUCAUUGAAUCCCGGGUAAGCGGGGCCAUAUAAACAGCCCCUAAGAUGAAAGAAUCAGCUUGGAAUUUAUUCUAAUUCAACAUUUCCUUCAAGGAAAUGGAAAGAAAUAGGAAUACCACGAGAAAGCCCACGACUUUGGGUAGAGCGAUAAUCGACCUUUCCACAUACGAGACAUUAAAUCUUUUCAACAAGUUGUACCAUGAAUGUACUGAUAAUUAUCUCAUCUGCUAUAUUUCAGGUUCACAACAAGAUGGUAACAUGCCUGCUCAAAGCCCCGCUGUCGUUCCACGCUGUCAAUCCGGUUGGACGAGUUAUAAACCGGUUUUCCCAAGACAUGAACAAUCUGGACGAACUACUGCCAUUCUACAUCUUCAUGGUGUGUCAUUAUGCCGCGCCAGCUGUAGCAACAAUUUUGCUCGCUGCCAUAACCACUCCUCUGUUAAUCAUCCCUGUCUUGCUAGCGUUACCAGUCUUUUAUUUCUUUUCCAAAGUCUAUUUCACGUCAGCUACUGAUAUAAAACGACUCAUGUCCGUUGCUGGCAGCCCUAUCUACUCUCAUUUUUCUAACACUCUGGAAGGAUUGCGAAAUAUCCGGGUGUAUGGACGACAGAAGGACUUUACAAAUCAAGUUUUCAGGUUUGCGCUUUUCUAUCAGUUUUUAUUCAGAGAGUUGGUUUGUUUGGGUUUCGUUCAUUAAUAGUUGGUUAGAUAGUUUGAACGUUAGUUUUGGUAAUCAAUUAAAUAGUUGGCUUAGUAAGAUUCGUAGUUAUAGUUCUUGGUUGAUUAGCUGCUUUACUAAUGAAUUAAUUAGCUUUUUACGUUAGCUAAUAAUCUCUUGUCAAUUUCCUAGUUAGCUGGUUGGUGAGUUAGUUGGCUACUAUUUUUCUGUAAUAUAAUAUAAUAAUCGAAUGGUCUGUGCCAAUUAGUUAAUUAAUUAGUUAUUAUUCAAUUAGUUAGCUAAUCAGUUAGUUGAUUAAUUAGUUAGUUAAUUAAUUAAUUAAUUAGUUAACUAGUAGUUAAUUAGUUAGUUAAUUAGUCAGUUAGUUAAUUAAACAAUUAAAAAAUAGUUAGUUAAUUAGUCAGUUAGUUAAUUAGCCAGUUAGUUAAUUAGUCAGUUAGUUAAUUAAUUAAUUAGUUAGUUAAUUAAUUAAUUAGUUAGCGUGUCAGGUUGAUAGUUAAAGUAAAGGUCAGUAAACAUCAUUUAGUCAUCAGUUAGAUGAUUAAUUCGUUAGUUAAUUAGUUAAUUAAUUAGUUAGUUAACUAGUAGUUAAGUAGUUAGUUAAUUAGUCAGUUAGUUAAUAAAUUAAUUAGUUAGUUAGUUAAUUAAUUAGUUAGUUAAUUAGUCACUUAGUUAAUUAAUUAAUUUGUUAGUUAAUUAAUUAGUUAGCGUGUCAGGUUGAUAGUUACAGUAAAGAUGAGUAAACGUCACUCAGUCAUCCAAACUCUGACACUGGUUGCCACCCUACCAUUCAAUAUUUCAGACACAUAGACGAGCAUCACAGGGCAGUGCUUUGCAGUUAUACAGCAAUUCGUUGGUUCGCGAAUGUUUUCAGUAUUAUCUGUGUCACGCUUGCAACGAUCAUAACAGUUAUUGUGGUGCAUUUCAUAACGGACUCUCUCUCGGCAGGUAUGUACAUCAAAAGUCAAUAUCCUAACCUCGACCAGGAAACGAGGUUGGCUUAGGAAGAGUGCAGCUGACCACUCAGGUCUACAGGCGCGGUUUACGCAAUUUUUUCUGCAAUUUCUAAUGCGUUAUUCUUCUUCUAAUGUACAUGAAUGAGUAUACGAGUUAAGAAUGUUCUGUUGUUUUUCAGCACUGGGCGCAGUGACUAUACUGUAUGCAAUCAACACGACACAGAUGAUUGACUACGUUGUCAGGGUAACAGGUGACGUCAACUCACAGAUGACUUCAGCAGAACGGGUGUUGGCUUACACAAGAAUCCAGCCUGAACGCGGGCAAGAUUCGCCUAAAACACCUCCCAGAAAUUGGCCACACACGGGCGCGAUCGAAUUCAGGGAUGUUUCGCUCUGGCACUACACAGGAAGUCCAAACGCUUUAAAGAAUAUUUCGUUCAAGAUAAACUCGUCGGAAAAGGUCGGAAUAGCGGGGAGGACUGGUGCGGGAAAAUCGUCUCUAGUGGCCGCGCUCAUGCGCCUGGCGGAGACCCGGGGCGAGAUUAUGAUUGAUGGUUUAAAUAUUGAAGACUUCAAUGUGCUUUCAACUCGAAAAUGUUUGUCAGUUAUCUCACAGUCGCCUACACUAAUUAAUGGUACAAUUCGAUUAAAUCUGGACCCAUUAGCCCAACACACAGACACUGAAAUAUGGCAAGCUUUGAAUCGCACGAAAAUGAGUUCUACAGUUAAAAAUCUUCCAAAAACACUCGAUUCUGAGCUAGACAAUGAUAACUCAAGUCUCAGUGUUGGUGAAAAACAGCUGUUAAAUCUGGCACGAGUUUUACUACAGAACAACAAAAUUGUAAUAUUCGACGAAGCGACCGGAAAAAUAGAUGGAAACACCGACCAAGAAAUUCAGAGGAUAAUUAGUGAAGUUUUUAAGGAAUGUACGGUGAUUACAAUUGCGCAUCGUUUGAGUACGAUAUUAGACUGCGAUCGGGUAAUGGUUUUAGAUGAAGGAGAAAUUAGGGAAUUUGAUCAACCUGAGAUACUGUUGAACAAACCAAGUGGAUUGUUAAAACAAUUGCAGGAAAUAAAAUGA